Molecule: messenger RNA, 1278 nt
Organism: Dovyalis caffra
Lineage: Eukaryota; Viridiplantae; Streptophyta; Magnoliopsida; Malpighiales; Salicaceae
Source: the annotation of a GenBank genome assembly
AUGCUCUUCAUUUAUCUCUCACUUCUCCUUCUCUUUGCCUUACUCUUCAAGUUUAUCACUUCUGAUGGGGAUUUUACUUUGAUGUCCAAGAGGCAUGUCAAGCGUGAAGAAAUUGAAGAUAAGGUUGUUUGGAUUACUGGAGCCAGCCGUGGAAUAGGUGAGGUUCUUGCUAAACAAUUGGCAAGUUUAGGUGCCAAACUAAUUCUUUCAUCAAGGAAUGAAGCAGAAUUGGAGCGUGUUAAGAGCCAACUUACUGGUAAACAUGCGCCUGGUGAAGUGAAGAUUUUACCUUUGGAUUUGGCAUCUGGUGAAGAGUCUCUGAAGGAGGUUGCAGAGAAAGCAGAGUCCUUUUUCUCUGGUGCUGGUGUGGAUUAUGUGAUCCAUAAUGCAGCUUACGAACGGCCAGUAAGUGGUUCUGCUGUCUGGAUUGCAAAACUGAGGAUUGUGGAAAAUGAGAGGAAUGUAGAAGAUAAGAAAAGAAUGACUGACUUGAGAUGUGAGAAUGCUUGGUCACAAGUCCUGAAAUCAGCAGCUCUGGAUGUAGACGAGGAAAGUCUCAAGGUAUCAAAUCAUGGAAUUAGGCAUCCUGAUGAUGGUCUAGCUACAUUCAACAUCAAUGUCCUGGGGACAAUAUCCCUCACACGGGUAUUGGCGCCUUCUAUGCUGAGCCGGGGGAGGGGUCAUUUUGUUGUGAUGAGCAGUGCUGCUGGCAAGACGCCUACCCCGGGUCAGGCCGUAUACUCAGCUUCUAAAUUUGCACUAAAUGGAUACUUUCAUUCCUUGCGUUCUGAGUUUAUUGCCCUUAAUGCUGGAGAUAGCAGAGGAUACACUUUGAAAUACGUUUGCCUUGAUUUGACUAAUUGGAACCUAGAAGGUGGUUGGGCUAAUUGUGCCAAAAAACAAAAGAUGCUGGUUUCACUAGUUAAGUGGAUUGGAUUACUCUGUCAGAAAGGGAUUAAGGUGACCAUUGUUUGUCCUGGGCCAAUAGAAACAUCAAAUGGCUUUGGAUCGACAACCUCAGGAAAUAAGGGUUCUUCUCAGAGUAGAUUGUCCUCAGAAAGGUGUGCGGAACUGACAAUUAUUGCUGCAACUCAUGGUUUAAAGGAAGUUUGGAUAUCAGACCAGCCUGUGCUAGCUGUUCUGUAUUUGGUGCAGUACAUGCCAACUGUUGGGUAUUGGCUCAUGGACAAGAUUGGUGGAAAUCGAUUAGCAGCUGCUGCGCAAAAAGGCAAUACAUACUCAUUGAGCUUAUUGUUCGGGAAGAAGAAAGCAGCCUGA